AUGUCGGCCUCACAAGAAGAAGACUCUUUAGAUCGAUUUGCAAGAGCAUUACAAGUAUUAAAGAAGGAUUUGGACAUUCUUUAUGAUCCAAAGGAAUUACCAAAGACUGAGGUGUGUAUAGACACCUACCCUGCAUGCACAAGGCCUAUUAAUAGACAGGGACAAUAUCAUGUAGUAGAGGUGCAGCAAAAGACACCGUUAACAAGAGAUAAAUUAUACAGCAGCAGCAGCAGCAGGCUGACGUCGAGAGAGCAGCAGCAGCAGCAACAGCUGCAGCAGCAACUGCAGCAGCAGCAGCAACAGACUGCUGCCAGUAGAACACCAUCAAGAAGAAAUGUAGCAGCAGAUACAACACGAGAUCGCCAGGAUGAGACUAGCCGUCCCCUCCGAUCUAAGCAGCCCCCGCUGCAGCAGCAGCAGCAGCGGCAGAUAAGCAGCAGCAGCAGCAGCAGCAACAGAGCAGCAUCAGCAACAGCAGCACGGUUACGCCCAGCUACUCGUUUCUCGGAUAUGCAUGCAUUAAGAAGCAACGCAUGCAGAGAAGAAGGAAGAGAAAUAAAAGAAAGAAGAAAAGAAAGAGAAGAAAAAGAAGAAAAAAAAGGUGCCUAUACACCCCAAUUAUAUAAAGGAAAAGUAUUCAAUGUUGACUCUGUUAUUAAGCAAGCUGUAGCAGCAGGAGGUAUUGCAUGCACUGCUGCUGCUGCUGCAGCAGCAGCAACAGAUAGCGAAGAUGAUACAUCAUCAGGAUCACCACAACCAGCACAAUCAGGACCAUCAGCAGCAACAAAAGCAGCAGCAACAGCAGCAGCAGCAGCAGCAGCAGCAGGAAAAAAAGAAAGGCGUCAAUUGCCUCCUCUACAGUGUACAGUCUUAGUUGGCAACGAAGAUGAAUUCUCUUUUUCUGAUUUUUCUUCUAAUAAAUCUACAGAAAGAAAUUCAUUAGAUGCAACAGCAGCAGCAGCAGCAGCAGCAGCAGCAGCAAAUAAUCAGCAGCAACAACAGCAGCAACAGCAACAGCAGCAGCAAAUGCAGCAACAAAUGCAAGAACAAUAUAUGCAGCAGUACAUGCAGCAGCAACAACCACAACUAAACCCUCGAGGAUUUAUUAGCCCUCGUGUUCGUUAUGCAGACCCUCUAGAGCAGCAGCAGCAGCAGCAGCAGCAGCAGCAGCAGGUAAUAUUCCCCCCUCCUAUAACAGCAACAGAGAUGCAACGAAGGAUGGAGGAAGAAUGGGCAGAAAGAGAAAGAAAAUUAACAAUUAAAUUAAAUAGAGAAAAAGAUCAAGAAAUAACACAACAUAUACAAAAGUUAACUCAAGAAUAUGGUCGUCGUUUAAUAUAUGAGCUACAGCAGCAAGAGCAGCAACUGCAGCAGCAGCAGCAGCAUCCUGAGCUGUAUGAUGAGCUGCAGCAGCUGCAGCAAAAGAAUUUUUCCUUAAAAGAAAAUAUACUUUUGCUGCAGCAGCAACUAGAGGAAGCAGAAAAUAAACAAAGAGAAGCAAAUCAACAAAUAGAUACACUGCAUAGAUUAACACAGGAGAGCAGCAACAGAGAGCAGCAGCUGCUGCGUGAUAAUAAUUUACUUGCUGCUGAAUUAUCUGCAUGCACAGCAGCAAAGCAGCAGCAAGUGCAGCGGGAAGCAGCACUGCAGCAGCAGCUACAAAUAAGCAGCAGCAGCAGCAGCCGUUUACAGCAACAAUUAGAGCAUGAGCAGCAAAUGUGUGCUGCAUAUUCGCAGCAACUGCAGCAGCAGCAGCAGCUAAGUGAUGAACUGCAGCGCAGCAAGCAGCAACUUGAAUCAGCAGCAAGAAUAGAUACACAAGAAAAAGAAAAAAUAAAAAAAGAUUACUUUUUUCUUCUUUCUUAUAAAGAAAAAAUUAUACAAGAAAAUAAUAAUUUAAAAAAAAAUAUUCAAUUAUUAAAAAAUCAAUUAGAUCUACAAAAAAUUAAUCAACAAUCUACGAUAGAGCAAGAACAAAAGAUAAAUGAAUUAAAACAACAAAUAGAUGAACAAAGAAGACAAAAUGCAGAUGUUACUAAUGCACUAAGAAUGAGUGGAGGCGAUGAGACUAAGAGAAGAAAAUGCCGCUCUUCUUGCUGA
This is a messenger RNA of Eimeria maxima, 2100 nucleotides long. RefSeq lists its product as hypothetical. The record is from RefSeq and is a predicted model, not a curated record. The coding region runs from base 1 to 2100 and encodes 699 amino acids. The transcript has 9 exons. Lineage: Eukaryota; Apicomplexa; Conoidasida; Eucoccidiorida; Eimeriidae.